This is a messenger RNA of Marasmius oreades (fairy-ring Marasmius), 1314 nucleotides long. RefSeq lists its product as uncharacterized. NCBI's taxonomy places the organism in Eukaryota, Fungi, Basidiomycota, Agaricomycetes, Agaricales, Marasmiaceae. Gene Ontology annotation, molecular function: tRNA-intron lyase activity; nucleic acid binding. Gene Ontology annotation, biological process: tRNA-type intron splice site recognition and cleavage; tRNA splicing, via endonucleolytic cleavage and ligation. The transcript has 5 exons. Gene Ontology annotation, cellular component: tRNA-intron endonuclease complex. The record is from RefSeq and is a predicted model, not a curated record. Bases 42 to 1235 code for a protein of 397 amino acids.
CACCAAGUCUCCACUCUCCCCACCGCUCCGUCACGGUAUAUAUGGCUGGGGGUCGACAUAGGAAUACAACAGGCCCUCACAAGGGUGGUGCUCGUCGCGCAGAAAACAGCAGAAUCUAUGCACAUCCCCUUCCUAUUAUCUUUCACAAUCCUUUUCCUAACGGAGUCCGUUCCCUUCUUGGCCUCCUCGGUCUUUCCCUGAACGAGGUCGUCAAUCCUCACUGCGAAGGAUAUCUUGAUGUCGCAACAAAAUCUGUCUGGAUUACCGAUCCGAGAUCCUCAAAAGUCCUAUGGAAAAAGGGAUUCUUUGGUAAAGGCGAUCUCUCUCGAAGUGAACCUAGCUGGCUUGCACGACAAAUAAAUGACAGAAAGGCUGGUCGCACGGGACUUACCUCUGAGCAACUCAGGGAAAAACGAAGAGCAGAGAGAAAACAGUUCAAACUCGAUCGAGCACAAGCUAUUGCAGCAACUGCUGCUGAAGCAGAAGCCAUUUUCGAAACAGAAGGGCGUAUAAUUGUUCCUGCAUUGUCUGGCCCUGACAUACCUUCUGGUGCUACAUGGAAGCCUCCGCCCGCCUUUGAGGCAUCGCGAAGUGUCGUCGAACUCCCGCUUCAAAUGGGACAAGAGGAUGAUGAUUAUAUUGAAGAUAUCGAACACUUACAACUCACCUUAUGUGAAGCCUUUUUCCUCGCGUGGAACCUCGACUGUCUUACUAUAAUAGACCCUCAUGCUGAUGAACCUCUGACUCUAGAACAAUUAUGGACUACGUUUCAGCACAUCAACCUCGCACCACCAAUACCUAAUUCACCACCCCUGCGGUUACAGCUGGAUAACCCGUUUCUCGUCCAUUACGCUGCCUACCACCACUAUCGCUCAUUAGGGUGGGUGGUGAAGAAUGGGCUGAAGUUCUGUGUUGACUAUCUACUUUAUAAACGAGGUCCAGUCUUCACACACGCAGAAUUCGCAGUCGUAGUAUGUCCUGUUUACGAGGAUCCCGCGGAUCAAGAAAAUUCGACAGUGAAUCUACAAAACGCAUCAGCUUUUGCCUGGUCGUGGCUUGGCACCGUUAACCGCGUGAAUUCGCAAGUGAUGAAGACUCUUAUAUUGUCUUACGUGACAAUACCUUCCCGCUCUCGAGUGUCCUCGGACAUUAUGACUUCCCCUGCGUGUUUUUCGAAGUAUUCAGUCAGAGAGGUUGUCGUACGGAGAUUUAUUCCAGCUCGUAUGAGAGACUGAGAUUAGAUUUACAUUAUCCAUCUAUCUAUAAUGGUGUACGAGAUAUUGACUGCCGCUCAUGGAUAUGGACCGCCCUCUU